GACAACCCGGGUUUCUGGAGGUGUAUGCGCCUCUCAUCCUUGAGUACUCACCAUCGACCCUAAUGGAGAUUAUGUAAAUUAUUUGGAAAUAAUAUUCAGCAAACGCGAAAAAGGUAGAGAGAUACACAAUAUAUACAUAUAUAUACAUACAUACACGAUUGUGUAUAUAUAUAUAUAUAUAUAUAUAUAUGGCUUCUACUGGUAAUAUAUGUCAGAACGCCCUUUCUCCAUUACUGUACUCUUCUAAGAACCAGACUUUUGCUCUGAACACAUCUCAAUUUCUUUCCUCCAAUUCCAUUUUCAAAUUAAAAAAGUACUCACCCAUUCAAAUUAAGCGGCUCAACAAUCCGAAUUUGCAUGCUCCGCCCAUUGUUUAUGCCGCGCAGGGCAAUUUCCUGAAAGUUGCGCAAACAGUGUGGAAGGUUGGCAAGGAUGGAGUCGAAGCAGGAACUAACUUGGUGCCGGAAACUAUUCCAAGACCUAUAGCAAGGAUUUCCGUAACUAUAGUCGCUGUGUCGGUGGCACUCUUUGCACUUAAGUCGUUUCUUUCCACGGUGUUCUUCGCUCUGGCGGUGAUGGGGCUGAGUUAUUUCACAUUCAUAGCAUUGAAUAAGGAUGAAGGUCCGAAAGUAGGUGGAGGAACCACCACUUCUGUUGAAGAUAGCCUUGAAGAAGCUAGAAAAAUUAUGGACAAGUACAAAUAACUGUGUGUGUGUGUGUGUGUGUGUGUUAGAUUGGGGAUUUACAGCACCAUUCAAUCAAUUUGUUUGUGCAUUCUUCUGUGUACUAUAUGUAGGGAGAUUUAAUUUUCUCAUCAAACAAUAAAAAUAUAUCAUAUUUAAGAUUUGCUCCUUGU
Molecule: messenger RNA, 856 nt
Organism: Erythranthe guttata (spotted monkey flower)
Lineage: Eukaryota; Viridiplantae; Streptophyta; Magnoliopsida; Lamiales; Phrymaceae
Source: RefSeq, a predicted model, not a curated record